AUGUCACAGGAAUCCAUCCCAAUAAUCGGUCUACUGUUGGACGAAAUACCCAGCACACCAGUCAGGCCUGGGUCUCCGAAGGAAUCUCUCACCCUUUCUUUGUUCGUUCCCUUCUUUGUUCGUUCUAUACAUCCAUACCACUCAUACAGCCCUAUUUUGUCACACAGCAGCUCAGGACUAACAUUAAGCACUCUGCCUUCCACUACAAUAUCUCUACACAUGGCCCUCACCAAGCCUUCACUCCAUACGUUAACACAUGGCCCAUUACAGGCACUAUGGCAAUUCCGGCCCCUCAUUUGGGCAGUUACGUCAAUUUCGGCCCCACAUUUGGGCAAUUACAUACGUCUAAUUUCUAAUUUACGAGGGAUAAAGAAUACAACCUUUCAUACUACAUUCCUAAUAUUACGCAUGACCUCGUUAGGCCCACGCAUGUCUUUUCCCUCUCUCGGCACACACCCGAGAACUCGGUACCUAUCACUAUGCUUUUAACAUAUCCAGGCUUCUUGGGUCUGUCACAAAUUUAACUGUUUAGUCCCUCUUACCACUCCUUCAUCCCAUGCACUAGACUGGGAGGCGGGCAAUAGGACAAGCGGGGCUGACCAUUAAUUUCUGGGCAAUGCGCGGGCGAGCUAUGACUUUAAUGCUGAGGUAUGCUAUUUUCACUACAUACAGGGUAUCACACAUCCGCUUCAUCUGCUCAAGAACUCACACCUAGUCCACAUAUACAGCCCGUCUGUCACCCAAGAUAUGUCUAACUAGGUCAACAUUGACAUCCUGGUAUACUAUCUGCAUUUACACCCAGCUGGGCAUAUGGUAGAUUCCCACGGGUACACUCGUUUGCCCUAACCUAUUAUCUACAUCUAUUGACCCACUUAUGGUGGACCACCUUCUGUCCACAGCAAUCAUAUGCUGGUUUCUCGAUCGACCCUUUCCGGUCUUCACGUUUUCUCAUCUUGGUGUACCACUCCCAUCGGGGUAGCCAUUCACAGUACCCAAAUACGUUUGAUCAUAGACCUCUUCGCACCGCUCUCUGCAGAAACCCUCUGCUGGCCGCUCCUAAAUAUAUUCAGGUUUCCAUCAGUCAUCCACGUUCUGGAUGAAUUUUUGUUGAUUUCACGGGUUCACAAACACCUAACAGUAUUUACACCACCACAGCCUCCCCUCCUACCCCCCCUUUUUCAGUCGGUCCCUCUUCCAGGCGGUCCCUCUUCCAGGCUUGCUUUCUGAGGCAUAGUAUUGGACUACUUUCCAAGCCAGCCUCCCAGACGUUCUGUUCCGCAUUUUGAAUGGAUUUGUCCUACUCCAGCGGAGUGUUGCGCACAAUUGGAGGGGGCUUCGGUUCUGGUUUAGGCCCCUCAACUUUGUUGUGCGUAUCAUUCUGCAGGGUUGGUCUCUUGUCCCUGGGCUACUUAAAUUUGCUCCACGAGGUACCAACCCCUGCCCAACCAUUCGGGCGAUCCAGCCAGGGCAGUUUUACACAAUUGGAGUAGUUUUUCAGCUGCAUGGAUUGGGAUCUCUUUGGUCAUUCCCCCACUUUCAAACACUCACUUUCAAUUCACACAGACGCAGCAGCACACACAGGGUUUGCAGCCUUUUUCAGGAACCACUCGUUAGGGACGCCUGGCCCACUGAGUCGGAUGCCUUGCUGGCCUUUGGAGAGACCUCUACUUUGUUGGAGAUCUACCCUUUCGUGGUGGCCUCCCUCACUCUGGGUGAUCUUUGGACCAGAAAGGCAGUUGUAUGCUGCUCUGACGAUUCCGUAGCCUGCGAUUUCAUUAGCAAGGGCGGUCAUACUCACCACCACUGUGGCUGAUUCGCAGGCUGAUUUGGCAGGCAGCAACCCCUCAGUUCUUUCUGGUCUACAUUUACAUUCCUGGUGUCCACUACACAGCCGCUGACACUUUCUCACGCCCUCAUUUUAAGGUCUUCUUUCAGGCACUCCCUAUGAUCCACUACAUAUCAUCCAGGAUACCACCAUUCCAUGAGCUAAUCUUGGACUAAGCACACAAUUACACCAUGUACAAGUGCGUUCGCUUCACGCAGUUUCACGACUACUCUAUCACUCACGCCAGGGCCUUGUAUAUUGUACAUGUCACAAUUAGAGUUUGCUUGAAUCAAGACUUUUGCAGUUAAAUAUGGUUAUUUUUUGCUUCUUUCUCCAAACCUAUAAAUCAAGCAUCUUACUUAAACCUCCUGUGCUGUCACUCCGCUUUACAUCUCCAAGGUCAAUCACACACUAUCAGUCCUAAUCCACUACUUCACGUCUAAACCUUCCAUUAAGGUGGAGCUACAUCAUGGCUUCCUUCGCCGGCCUCUCUGUCACAAAGCGCUGCAUCAGCAGCUUCAAGCUCUUACACCCCAGUCUACAUCACUAAGUGUCGGGGCCACAGGCAAUCCUCAGCGCAGUUACAUAUAUACCUCAAUCAGAGUAAAAGCUCCUCACAAGCUUUCAGUACCCAUGCUGUAUAAACUUGCAUAAAGUGUGUUUUCUUUGAAUGCUCUUUUGCCCUCUUUUACAGGCCUACUCGUACGUUGGUUUCAGCACACCUCAACCAACUUUGCUUCUCCUUCUACAUCCCAUUACAUAUUAGAUAAAUUCCGAGCACAAGUUGGAAGGCCAUUUGGCCUGAAUUUGUGGGAGGAGUUAUGAUCCUAUAUCCUAUAUAAAUCCUACCCCCCCCUACUUACCUUUGUCGUGCAAGCUGUUUGUCCCCACCCACCUACACCCAUCUAUAUUAACAAUUCACCUUUGUGGGCCCUCUUUUACAGGCCUACUCGUAUGUUGGUUUCGGCACACCUCAACCAACUUUGCUUCUCCUUCUACAUCCCAUUACAUAUUAGAUAAAUUCUGAGAACAAAUAUAUAUAUAUAUAUGUGUGUGUGUGUAACAAAAUAGGACAUAUAAAUAUACAAGAAAUGUACACGAAAAUAUGGUUCUAAUAACACUCCAUACAUUGCUUAACAAUUUCAAAUCUAGAUGCUUAUAGUGAAAAGAGUCUCUUGAUUAAAAUAUACAUUGUAUUUGCACAUUUUAAUCUCCAAAAAUCUAAGCACCCCCUCUCUGCAAGGCAACCAGUACUGUCAUAAUAAAAGAAAUGAAAGGUAAAAGCUCUAAGAUAAGAGAGGGAAAAAACUCAGCCCUUGUAAAUAAAGAAAAGAGAUGAGUCAGAGUAAUGUCAGACUCUUGGGAUCUUUGGAAAUCAAACAGACAAUAGCUCUAGAUUGUUUCUAUUUAUGAGAAAAAUUGCAGAUAUAACAUUUAAUGUCCAUAAACAUUUUAAAAAUAAAAGAAAAAUAUUGCUUUACAGAGUGGAAAGUAUAAAAAAAAAUGUGGGGAGGGGGAAGUAGGGGAAGGGGGGAGGCUAAAGUAUAUACAAACUUAAAAUAGGUCUUGGGAGGAAAAAAGAAAAAUUAUACUCCCCAAAAAAAUGAACAGGCCUAUAAGGUAGGGUGGGGGAGAAUAUAUUAAUAUACAUGAAUUAAAGACUGAUCUGGACACAGUGAUAAAUAUAAUUUAAUUUAGAAAAUAGAGAUACUUAAGAACUAUUUAAACUGUAUUAAAAAUAAUAUAUAAAAAUAUGCACAUAAAGUUAACUGCCAAUAACGAGAGGCAAAAAAUAUUAAUAAGUAUUAAUAUUAUUAAUAAAAAUAUUUAAGAACUAUUUAAACGGCAUUAAUAAUAAUAUAUAAAAACAAAUAUGUACAAUUACAUAAUAUGAACUACUGAAAUGGAGGGGCAUCAAAUAAAAUAUGGAAACACCGGUAAUCUUUAAGUUACUUAAUAAUAAAUGAUGUUCCAUCACCGUAAAUAUUAGCAACGUCAACGACGCCCUAAAAAAACUAUUAUCAUACAUUACCUAAAGGAACACUAUAGUCACCUAAAUUACUUUAGCAAAAUAAAGCAGUUUUAGUGUAUAGAUCAUUCCCCUGCAAUUUCACUUCUCAAUUCACUAUCAUUUAGGAGUUAAAUCACUUUGUUUCUGUUUAUGCAGCCCUAGCCACACCUCCCCUGGCUAUGAUUGACAGAGCCUGCAUGAAAAAAAAAAACUGGUUUCACUUUUAAACAGAUGUAAUUUACCUUAAAUAAUUGUAUCUCACUCUCUAAAUUGAACUUUAAUCACAUACAGGAGGCUCUUGCAGGGUCUAGCAAGCUAUUAACAUAGCAGGGGAUAAGAAAAUCUUAAUUAAACAGAACUUGCAAUAAAGAAAGCCUAAAUAGGGCUCUCUUUACAGGAAGUGUUUAUGGAAGGCUGUGCAAGUCACAUGCAGGGAGGUGUGACUAGGGUUCAUAAACAAAGGGAUUUAACUCCUAAAUGGCAGAGGAUUGAGCAGUGAGGCUGCAGGGGCAUGUUCUAUACACCAAAACUGCUUCAUUAAGCUAAAGUUGUUCAGGUGACUAUAGUGUCCCUUAAGCUGCUGUAGAACAUCAUUGCUUCAACAUAGAAAACAUGGUUUUAGCUAGUUUAACUAUGCUCAAAUUCCUUCUUGUGAGCUAACACUGUAUAAUGGUGAUGAAACAUUUUUUUAAAAAAAGUCUUUAUUUGCAAUAGCAGGUUAAACUGCUGCAGAAGAUCUCUGAAAAUCCUUGACUGUUUAGUUAGCUUGUACUAUAACUAGAGGAACGCUGCUUUGCUUAUCCCUUUUCCAAAAGCACCUGAUUGCAAUCGUCACCUAACUUUCAGCUAGAACAACUGUUAUGGGAAAUGGUGCAUGUCAGCAGUCUAUAAAUCCUGAGUGGGAGCUUUGACACGGGGUCUAGAUCUUAAAAGAGCCAUGUCAUAGGGUCUUGCAAAAUUAUUUUUUAUUUCUUCUUCUUAUAUAAUAUCAUUUUUUUCUGGCUUUUCUUUUUCUGAUAUGUGAAUGUUAUCCUGAUUUAAAGGAUCUGAGUAUAUGUCACAGGCAUGCACAAGGGUUAAAGGAACAUCAUAGCAUUAGGAUUUAAUGAUUGUUUCUCAAAUGAUGCAUAUUUAUUUUUUGGAGAAUUAGUUUUUUGAGCCACCAUAUUGGGUUAGCUUUGGCUUUUAUCUAACCACCAGCUGCUCAGCCUAACUUGCCUGCUGCUUGAGACUCGCAUAGACCAUUAAAGGACCAUAAUGGUGAAAGUUUGUAAAAGUGCCGUUUUCUAUUAGUAAUCAGCACUUUUAUAUACAAUGAAUGAAACAGCCUCUGGCUGUUAACUGGGUUUUUUUUCUACUUCCGUUAGCUCCCUACUUGAGCGCACCUGCAACCUCCCUGCAUACCUCAGACCAGUAUGCUGCUCGUGCUGCUCCAAAUAAGCUAUCAUGCGCACACACAGCAGAUGCAUGUGCAAGAGCAGGUACACACGACUGCAGGAGGAGCCUCUGAUUGGCUACUUCCCCAUGAAAUUCUCUUCCAGAGAAAAAGGCUAGAGCUUGCAAAGGCUGCAGUCCAUAAGAACUGCAGGUUUUGAAAACUGUUUUAAGAUAUACCCCCAAUGAAUGCAUGCAUGUAUUCAUUAGGGUGUAUCUACUAAACAGUAAUUUCAAUUUUUUUUCUCUUUGUUAUAUGGGUAGUGGAGUGUUCCUUUGUUUAAGCCUUGUGUUUAAGAGCUUUUCUGGGAAGCUCCUUCCCUACCUGAGCAGAAUGCUUUCCCCAGCUGUUGCCACCUCCCAUAGCCUCCGAUCCAGUACCAGCACUUUAUUUAGUCUACCUCAAUACAAAAAGAAAGCAGUCCGAUCCUCCUUUUCCUACAGAGCACCGCAAUUAUGGAACGACCUUCCGCACACUUUCAAAUAUUCCCCAAGCCUAAAGUCCUUUAAGAGAUCCCUCUCUACAUACCUCAAAACAGAAUGCACUGUUCUAUGUUAAAUUUUGUAUAUGUUGUGUAUUAAUAUUGAUUUUGUAUUUUAUUGUAUCCUAUUGUAUCAAUGCAAUGGUUUGUGGACCCAGGACAUACUUGAAAAUGAGAGAAAUCUCAAUGUAUCUUUCCUGGUAAAAUAUUUUAUAAAUAAAUAAAGAUACAUUUUAAAUUGAUGAUUAAAAAAGUUGUUUUUUUUCACUGAGUUUCAAAUAUUCACAGUUGCAAUUCACAGUUCCACUAGUACCUUACAGUUUGACUAAUAAUAAUAAUAAUAAUAAUAAUAAUAAUCUGCUAUACUCCAUAUCCACACAGUAUUACCAGCACCCACCACAGGCAUGGGUUACCAAUGAAAUUCACUGCUGAAUUAGAGGUAAGUUAACCACUUUUCUUUACAGAAAAAUGAAGAAGAAAUAGGGUUUAGGAAAUCCACCAGCAUUAUAAAUAAUUGUAUUUGUUCAUUUAAUUCCCUCCAGCAUGCUAAGUCCGCUGAAAUCAUUAGCACCCCGAAUGACUCGUCUGCUGUUUCGUAAUUCAUCAUCACAUCUAUUCGUAUUCAUAUCUGUAAGAUUAAGGUGGCAUUAACUAAUUCAGUGUCCUUGCAGAGAAUCUAACUUUUAAAGAUUCUCCUUAGAGUCAAAGAAUGGAUAAUGAGAAUACUUGAUCGGUUUCCUAAUUAAAACAUUCUUUUUUUCAAUUCCCAUACCUGAUCCCAGCAGCAAUCUACCUUGGCAGUGUAUCUGGAGUGGCUUUUCCUGCGGCUGUAUGUGUGGCUGCUAAGCUUUUCUGUGAUGACCCUAAGGAACCUCUUAGUUUUCUGCCAAAUGAGGCCUGACUUUACUUGCUUGCUAGCUAAGCACGGGGAUGUUGGAAAUGACACUUUGGUACUGUAAGGGUAUCACUGGGAACAAAGUAGUAGAAAAUAAAAAAAAGUGUGCUUUCGAAAAAUAUAAUGAUUUAAAGUUUUAAAGACAGUUUGCAAAAUAAAAACUCAUUCUGCUUGCAAACUUUCCUCCUGAGAAACUGUGUGUUAGGCCAUACAUUGAAUUGAAGACAUGGAAACUGAAACAUUUGGGGAGAUUUAUUAUAUUUUUAUUCCUAAUUUCCUGACCAAUAUACUAAAAUUAUAAGUUAUUUUCAUCUGACACACCUUUUACGUUCUAAGCAGCCUUUUUGAAUAUGCAUUUUUUUUCGGAUACGCAACAGAUUUAUUAAUGUUUGUACCACUUUUUGAGAGGGAAAAGUAUUCCGUUUCACUUCACUCACUCACAAUUUGAUGAUAUUCAGAAACUGAUUUUUCUGUGAAAACUCACAGAAUUUAGUAUGAAGAAAAUUGUUAUUUUCAGAUCUCGUUUAGAACACUUUAAAAAUAUUUGAUCGAAAUAAAAAAAAACUUUCACUUUUCAGACAUUUUGAUAAAAAUGUAUUGAAUUAUGAAUUAUCUAUUAAAGACAUUUAUGUGGCAAUGAAAACAUCAGAUAAUGCACGAAUUGAUGAGACGAUAGUCUCCCUGUGUAGUGGCAAAGGUCUACAAUGGAUAUUUAUGAGGAAGCCUGUAUUAAAGUGAAGUUGUUUUUAAGAACUAUAAACAUUGCUUAGAUAAGAAGGAUGUGUCCUUAUGUAAUUUGCAAAUGACAUGUCUGUAUGAUAAAAAAAUCUGAAAAAAACAAUUAUAUAAUAAAAUAGCACUCAAGAAAAUCUAACAAAGACAACAAAAGAAACAGUUGUGAAACUUAAGAGAUGGACAAAUAUUUAAAGAAAUGCACAUCACUGCUGUUAUAGUAAAAUCAAGAACAAGACAUUAUUAUUACGAGUCAUUUUUCCUUUGACCCAGGGAGGUCUGGUUAAUAUUAGUAUUUCAUUAAAAGGAGCUAUUGAUUACUUCACUUAUUAUGUUAUUAUAAUAAAAGCUAAGUUUUAACUCUAAAAUCAUUCGAAUUAUGUUAUAGGACUUGGUAACAAACACAUACUGGGUUGUCAUCUUAAGAACCUCGAAGUACAAGGACAAGGUGUCAGGAUUCUAACCUGAAAACCAAAAUAUUAUUUUAUUUAUUCUGUUGUAUUUCCAUAUAUACCAGUUUUUCACCACUAGUGGCCUCCCUAACCAGCAGUCUAACAGUCUCUUUCACCUGCAUAGCAUGAUCAUUUAAAUCUGCUUUAAAAGGCCACCCCCCCGAUAACCAAGUCGCCUUUACAUUGAUAGAAGUUUGUGUUCUGUUCCUGAAAAUACUUCCGAUCAUACUAUUUUCUGAUUACCAUUGAACCAUCCUGAUUUAUCAAUACCAACCUGCUUUGUUUCCAGUCGGCUCUUUUCCAAGAUGUUUGACAACAAAACCUGAUCAUUAAUACCAACCAGCUUUAUUCCAUCCAGGACUGUGUUACCUUUCUACCUUGUUGCAAACCUACUUUACAAUUACCGGAAUCAACACAAGCAACCUGGAUAAAACAAACUUUCCUACUAUUUGCAUCUUUCCUAAAUAACCUUAUUAGAACUAUCUGAUAAUUGCAUUAUUGCCUCCAAACAAAAGAGACUUUAUUUCUGUUUUAUUAUAUUAAACUUGCCUGUAACCUAUCAUUGUAGGUUUUCCUUAUUUUGAUUUACCUGUAACCUCACUUAUAGGUUUCCCUGUCACCUGAUAACCUGCUUGGGGCAUAUUGCCUAACUCUUUAUUUCUGUUCUUUCUUUAUGCUAAACUAUAAUUCCGUUUACAGGUUCUCCUUCUUGUUUCUGCCUAUAAUUCCGCUUAUAGGUUCUCCUUCUUCUUUAUACCUAUAAUUCCGCUUAUAGGUUCUCCUUCUUCUCUAUACCUAUAAUUCCGCUUAUAGGUUCUCCUUCUUCUUUAUAUCUAUAAUUUCGCUUAUAGGUUCUCUUUCCUCCUUCUACCUAUAAUUCCGCUUAUAGGUUCUGCUUCUUCUUUAUACCUAUAAUUCCGCUUAUAGGUUCUCCUUCUUCCUUCUACCUAUAAUUCCGCUUAUAGGUUCUCCUUCUUCUUUAUACCUAUAAUUCCGCUUAUAGGUUCUCCUUCUUCCUUCUACCUAUAAUUCCGCUUAUAGGUUCUCCUUCUUCUUUAUACCUAUAAUUCCGCUUAUAGGUUCUCCUUCUUCCUUCUACCUAUAAUUCCGCUUAUAGGUUCUCCUUCUUCUUUAUACCUAUAAUUCCGCUUAUAGGUUCUCCUUCUUCCUUCUACCUAUAAUUCCGCUUAUAGGUUCUCCUUCUUCUUUAUACCUAUAAUUCCGCUUAUAGGUUCUCCUUCCUCCUUCUACCUAUAAUUCCGCUUAUAGGUUCUCCUUCUUCUUUAUACCUAUAAUUCCGCUUAUAGGUUCUCCUUCUUCUCUAUACCUAUAAUUUCGCUUAUAGGUUCUCCUUCUUCUUUAUACCUAUAAUUCCGCUUAUAGGUUCUCCUUCUUCUCUAUACCUAUAAUUUCGCUUAUAGGUUCUCCUUCCUCCUUCUACCUAUAAUUCUGCUUAUAGCUUCUCCUUCUUCUUUAUACCUAUAAUUCCACUUAUAGGUUCUCCUUCCUCCUUCCACCUAUAAUUACGCUUAUAGGUUCUCCUUCCUCCUUCUACCUAUAAUUACACUUAUAGGUUCUCCUUCCUCCUUCUACCUAUAAUUACGCUUAUAGGUUUUCCUUCCACCUUCUACCUAUAAUUACGCUUAUAGGUUUUCCUUCCUCCUUCUACCUAUAAUUCCGCUUAUAGGUUCUCCUUCUUCCUUAUACAUAUAAUUCCACUUAUAGGUUUCCCUUCUUCCUUCUGCCUAUAAUUUCGCUUAUAGGUUUUCCUGUUACUUUAUAACCUGUCUGGGGCUUAUUGCCUAAACUCUUUAUUUUACAAACCUCAUUAUACUUACUUGUAAUCUCGUUUAUAGGUUCUGCAUUCUUCCUUUGUCCUUAUUAUUUCCAUUCCCCUUUAACUCUUCUUACACUUAUUAUUUUAAGUCAAAAACAUGUCAAAGAUUUCCAAUAAAGAACCUAAAGUCAACCUUGGCAUAAGUCUCUUAUCUGACCUAAUCAGAACCAUGACACAAUGACUAAAAUUGUAAAACUACCAGUAAUAUGGACAAGAGCACAAUGGUCAGUGCCAUUCGAGUUAAUCAGACAAAAGGUGUCAACCAAUUCUAUCCUAGGGGUGCCUCAGGAAAUCAGUACAGAAUGUUGGCAGAGGAUCUCCAUUUUCAUGUAGCAUUACUAUAUUAACAAGAAAAGCUCAUCAGAUAAGUAUACAGCUGAUACUGGUUAAAUUUGUCCAUAACCAGUGUGUUAUGGGAGGUUUGAGAUGCAAAUAUAUAGUGUCCUUGAGGCCCAUCUAGUUAUUUUGAUUGGGUCUUUGUACUUUAGUAUAAGCCUUGGAGUGAGUUUCAGCCACAAAGCCAGAUACUAAAUUGCCUGAAGGCAUGUUUAAAAUAAGAAGUCUCAUGAGUUGCACCAGGGCCGGCGCUACCAUAAGGCGGUACAGGCGGCCUCCUUAGGGCGUAGAGGUCCAGAGGCGCAAUAUCUGAGGUCCUGAUGAACAUUAAAUAGGAGAGUACACAGCGCUCUCCCUCCUGCCAGUCCUUUUUGUACCAUGGCCAAGCGGAGCAUGCUGCGAUAGAUGAUCUCUCCUCGGUUUGACAGGAAGUGCUCAGUGAAAUCACUGAACAGCUUCCUGUCAGUCUGGGUAAACAAAACAGACACUCCUUUACCACUUGGCCAUGCUAAAUGGAGGGAGAUCAGCAGGUGUGCAUGGAGUGAACAGAGAAAGGCAUACAAAAGGAGCUGGGGAAAGGGACAAUAAUACAGGGAGGGGCUUGGGAAGUUGACAAUGACAUUCACAGAGGGACUGGGGAAAGGUACAAGAACAAAUGAGAGGCUGGGGAAGGGGACAAUAAUACAGAGGGAGGCUGGAGAAGUGGACAAUGACACAUAGAGAGGGGCUGGAGAAGGGAUCAAUGGCCCACAAUGGGACUAGGGAAGGGAACAAUGACACACUGAGGAUGGAAACAAUGAAACAAGGGGGUGGUGGAGAAAGACACACAUAAAAGGGCUUGGGGUAAUUAAGAGACACAUAAGGAUCUGGAGGAAAGUAAGACACCCAAAGGGGGAAAGUAAGAGACAUACGAAGGGAAUAAGUGGGGGAUAAGUUACACUAAAAGGGGAUGUAAGACACAAAAGGAGGGUAAGAUACAGAAAAAGAGGUAUGACAUUCAAAAGAUGUGAUAAGAAACACAAAAAGGGGUAGGGAAUUCAAAAGGGGGGUUAGGAGACACACAGGUGAGAAUGUAUUUUUUUUUGGGGGGGUGGGAUGGGUGUCAAUAUGCAUUGUUGCCUAAGUAGUCAAAAAUGAUUGCACCAGCCCUGAGUUGCACUAAUGGAAUUUCUGUACAAGGGAUAGCAGUGAGUACAUGUAUACAAAAUGCACCCUGCUGGGGGGCUCAGUCCCUUAGUACAUGUAAGGUAGUAUAAGAAUGAAAAGGAAGUAUAUAGUGUAGGAACAGUGUGAUAUAACAUCUUUCCCUAAAAAUUAAAGUUGAUUGAUAGAGAUUCCAUUUUUCUGCUGUUGUAAAUAGUACGUACAAAAAGUGGUGGCUAGCCCUAAGAUUCCUGUGGCUCUGUCAGACUCAGUAGCAAGCAAUCUCUUGAAAGCUUAUUAACAGUUUCUACUCCUCAACAUAAAUCUGCUGUGAAAAAAAUGUACAGUAAAUUUAUGACUAGACAGUUGGAUUAGGGUGUUGCCAGGCCAAAAUUCUCCCCAUGGAAUAAAAACAUGCCAAACAAGAAUUAUGACAUUGUCUCAGUGUUUCCUGGAGCCUCGAAGUGGUUCAUAGUGUGGUACACUGUUGUGCCCACAAUUGUGUGCUAUGCUUGCAAGUUUUUUGGACUUGUCCAUUAUCUUUCUGCUGCAGGAAGAGUGUAGGCUUUUUAUGCACAACAAUCAAUUCUGGAAUUUGCUUACAGAGCCACUCCUGCCUCCAAUAAUGAAAUACAUAAAUCAUCGUUUAGUAGAUAUACCAUCCAUUAAAACAUACAUGCAUUUAAGUAUAUAUGUUUCAUUAGGUAUAUGUCCAAAAACAGGUUGCGGAUCUCUUCUCAGAUUCCUCUGUAAGGUUUCAGACAAGAGAGCUGCAGCUUUUGCAAGCUUGUCUUCUUCCCCAGCUCAGACUUUCUGUGGUUUUGGUUUCCAAAUGCCUUGACAGUAACAUAAAUUGGACGCAACAGAGAUAUCUAAAAUAUCAAGAUAAAAAUACAAUAAGGAACCUGUUUAUUUGGCUAUUCUCCACAUUAGCUGAAUACUAAUGAGUUUAUCUUGAUCAUAUCAGACUAAUGUCCACGGCAGUAUUGAGGGAGAGAUUCUAAAGAUAGUCCAGAUCUAUUUACAUAUAAUUUCUCAUGUUUUCCAUUUUUAAUAUUGCUAUUAUUUAUACAGCACCAACAUUUUUUUCAAAACUGUAUGAAUUCACGAGACAUACGGUUGCGUUCAAUGUACAAGUUUGACUUACAGGAACAAGAAGUAAUGAAAACCCUGUUCAAACAAGCUUAUAUUGUGAAGCAUGGGUGCCCAAAAGGUAGAUCCCCAGAUGUUAUAGCACUACAACUCCCAUGAUGCUUUUCAUACCUUUAGCAUGCUUGUACAAUUACAAAGCAUCAUGGCAGUUGUAGUUUUAAAACAUCUGGGGAUCUACUUUUUGGGCACCCCUGAUCUAAAGGAUUCUGCUCCUAUUUAGAUAAAGUUUCAUUCCCUAUUCCAUUCCAUACAGAAUUAAAAAGACACAAGCUUUUCCAGAUUGCAUGGGUGAAAUUGCCUGAUUUGUCACUAAUAUAUAAACAGGCAGUCAGAUGCAGGAGAAUAUUGAUAGGCAGAAGCUCAGUAAGACGCAAUACUCACACUAAACACUAGGUGGCUCUAAAAUGUACCAAUGCAUGUAAUAUAGUUUCACUCACAUUUUUUUUUUAACUAAUGCUGCAUAAAGAAUAGAGAUUUAAUAUCCUAUUAACAAAAAGUAUUUCAAGGAGGCAGUAAAAUAAGCAGAUCAAAUUUGUGGUUAAUUAAAGGUACACUUGAAAAACAUAACACACCAGAUAGCUGAAUUGCUUUUUGUGUGAAUAGUGUGUCUAUUUUUUUUGUUUUGCAAAAGUGCCAUAAAUGAACCUUGUUUCACCUCCCUGGCUGUCAAUCAGACAGCUGUUCCUGUUACUUCCAUUGUAAUACAGCUCAUUGAGAAGUCUGUGAUUGGACAUUCACCGCAUGUCUGUGCUGGGGAAGAAGUGGAGGGCUUGCAAUAACUACAGAUACUAUGCCUGCAGCUAUUGAAUGCAUUAACAUUUUCUAUUAUGGUAUAUCUACUACAUUGUUUUUUUUUUUAUUACAAAUAUAAAUAGAGGUUGAGUACAUAGGGUCAUUUUGAUGUUAUGUCCAUAAUUCCUAUUCAGGAGGACCUAUGCAAAAAACGGAUAAUCACUCUGAUAGGAUUCCAUUUUCAGAGCGUUCCUUUGGAGCUGAAUUUAAUUCUGUGAAUUGAUAAUGAUCUAUUUCUACCCAUUUGUUUAAUCUAUUCUUUAUUGAUUAGACCUGUCACUAUUGCACAGUUCCAAACAUUCCAAAACACCAGAGGGACAAUUUAAUGGCUGAAGGUGUGGCUGUGGGGGCCUGGGAUAUUCUGGGACAAUAGAUGACUUCAUGACCAACUGGUAACUAUUUAUGUAGCAUUUUUUUUUUACUGAAUACAAGACCAAUAGUACUUAUGUGAAUAUGUUUAUUGCAGUUUAAGACACAUUGUUGUUACUUGUUUCAUUGAUUUUUUUUUUAAUUAAGUAACACAAAGCAUAACAUUGUUUUGCAAUAUAAAGGUAAAAAAAAAAUAAUAAUUUAAGAGAACAGAGUUGGAUGAACUUUCACAAUGAUUUUUUUCAAAAUAUUAAAAUAUUAUUUAUAAAAAAAAUAUAUAAAAAUAACAAAAUAUGUCUACAUUAAUAUUGUUCAUACUAUUAAAAUGUAUUUUUUUUAUAAACUAUUUUACCAGGAAAGAUACAUUGAGAUUUCUCUCGUUUUCAAGUAUGUCCCUUUAAAGGUUUAUCUAAAAAUAUGAAAAUCAUAUGAAAAGCUUAUCCAACAAUAUUAAAUCAAGGCCAAAGUCUGAGAAUAUAUCAAACAUAAAAAUGGUAGCCUUGAAAACUAUUUUUAGAUAGAUUAAAUGGAAGCAUUACUAAAGAAAAAAAAACAAAUAACAAAAAACAAAACCCCAGAUCACGGAAUUUAAAUUACAUAGUUUUUUUUUAUUCAUUAGGCCCUCCAAAUUAAAUAUUAAUAUUAGGGCCCCCAGCCCCUGUCACCCCCCACUAUUAUCUUAUUUGGAGCCCCUAUGUUCACUGAUGGAUGGGGGCUGGGGUAUAAGACAUUGUAUUGUAAUAGACCUCACCUGACCACCCAGCUGGAGACUGGGAGGGAUGUUAUGAUCCCCAAGUAUAAAUUAGGAUGUCCCACCCGUUUUGUUUUGCUAAAUAGUACCCUGGCCACUGGCCACAGAUGGGGGCAGAGAGGUGGAUAGUGUUCUCUCCACUCCCCUUUAUUUUUUUUAAACUUCCCAGCCUAAUGCCCAUGGGUUGGGUAACAAGUAGGAGUAUGCGCUCCUCCUCCCCCUCCCCCCCCAUAAUUUUACAUGGGCUGCCCAGUCACUAGUUUUAGACAUUUAGUAGAUAUGCCUCCACCUGCGAUAAGAAAAAAUGAGCCAUGUUCCAAACCCUUAGAACCAUCAUAUGACUAUAGAGUGUAAGUUCACCUUUUAGGAGACACCUACAUUAACGUGAUUAAAAACACAUAGACUUGUGUUUACUGACUUCUUUAUUAGAACAGUCUCAUAUACAUUCCCCGUUUCAAUUCUUUUGCUGUAUUAGUUUUUACUAUUACCACAAGGAGGUUAUGUUACAUAUCUGGGACCGUAUACUAUCAUCUGGCAGCAAGACUACUUGUCUUUUUCUUGCCUCUCCACGCAGUGGACAUGAAAGGGUUAUUAUAGACUCUUCCAUUAAAUACUAUUAUCCUACUCAAACAUUAAACCAUCAUGCUUUAAAAAGUCUUGCAAACGUUUCGUUCUUACAAUCCCAAAAUACAACAAUGCCCACAACUUUACCGAAGGAAAGAAAUAGUAAAAUAUAUAUAGUGUAUAUAGUUUUUUCACCAAGACCCAUCUCAACCGGCAAUGAAAGGGUUAAUAUCAGGGACACACAGGUGUACAUUCACAUACUGUCACACUAAGCCUUAAACAGUUCCUGUAGUGAUCUCAGAGAGAUAUAGAAGCGUAAACCCUUUGUGCUCCCAGUCACUGCUCAUUUAAGAAUUUGGUUUCCAUAGAAGCUAAGUGUAACACAACACACAAUCCUGCUUCCUGGCCUCCUGGGAGAGAAGAGGCAUCCACAGGGCUGGGGGCAGGGAGGCCAGUGCCACAGGUAAUGUAAUAUGUAACACUGUAUCGGCCUUACUGUUAGUGUGUAUAAAUGGUUUAAACAAACAGAGAUCCCAUGGGAAGCAAGAGGGAACUCCCAUUGUGCCAAGGCAGCCUGAAGAAUGUGUGGGACUUUCAGUGCAACAAGCAGGGAAACAUGAAGUCAGUUUGUCUAAAUGCUUGCGGUAUAUUACACAGGUUUUACACAGAUAAUAUUAAUUAUGAUAAUAAUAAUUGUAGGGCUUAUUUGCUAAAAAAAAAAAGAAUUGUAGCAAAUGGAACUUUAUAUUAAUUAAGGUUAGUGCAAAACUGCCUAAUAUAUAAUGAAACUAAUUUAGAAAUCUUUCCAAAUUUGUAUGUUUGGCAAAAAGUUCAGUUUAAGUUUAUAGUUCAUCACAGAUCACUGUUUAGUGAAUAAGCCCCUACAGGAUUGAUCAACAAAAAUCGACUUGUUAUUUAAUUAAUAUUAAUUAUAAUUAAUGAAUGAGCUAAUAUUAUAAUCAUUUAUAUAGUGCCAACAUAUUCCUCAGUGCUUUGCAAUUAUAGAAAUGAAGAUGAUAUUACAAUCUACGAGGAUUUCAGGUAGUUAGAUUUAUACUGUUAGUGUCUUCACCAAGGACACCUACUGGUGAGGUGGUAAGUUCAAAUCAACCUUAAUAUGUUCUGAAACAUGCGUCAAAGUAGCAGAACUGUUAACUUUUCCAUUUAGCUUUUUUUUUUUCCUUUGAACUUUUUUGAUUAACAACUUGCAAGAACCUAUAAGAAACAUAAAAAAAAAAUAGAAUGUGACGUCAGAUAAGAACCCUUCGUCCCAUGUAGUCUGCCUAAAAAUUGACUAAUAAAUAAGCCUUACCCCAGAUGACUGACAAUUUAGGGGCUGUUAAAUGGACACUAAAGGCACCCAGACAGCCGCGAGGCAAACAAGGCAUUUGCCUUGGGCGGCACUUUCCAGGCAAAUGCCUUGUUAAUAAAACACACUAAUUGAAAAAAUCAAUUAAAAAUACAUAGGAUUUAGUGGAAAUGGAAAUGUGUAGAGCACUUCACAAUAAAUGAAUGUUAAUGUUUGCUCUCUUAUUCGAAUACAAAUGUAUCAGCUGGUCCUGUCAUCACCACCUAUUAGAUAAGGAAGGCAGAGUCUAUGGACUGCUGAAAUUAAUCUAAUAUAAGUUCCAAUAAGUUAUGAAUCCAAUAUAUAUGGCUAGUAAAUAUGUGUAAAAAGUUAGAAUCAAGCCCCUCCAAGGGUUAAAAUCCACUGCAGCAGACAGAUACUUUUUAAAGUUUAUUGAAUGAUAAAAAAUGCUACACACACAUGUAGCUAUUGAUAAAAAAGGGGGUCCCAAACAUGAGUUACAAAAAAGAUAGCACCAGUACCAGGUUUAACAGACCUCGAGCCCAAAAGAUCACUUUCUUGCCGGCCGGACAGAAGUGAAUUGGAUUUUCCUCGUGCUGUAUGCUGCUGGUUUCUAGCCGCGUGCGUUCCACUGCGGCUCAGGAUGCGUGUCAGAGGUGCUCACUCUCAGGACCGAUGUGUAUUGGUUUGCAGAUGCCGCCUUACUAGUUUCGUGAUUCUUGAUCACUUCAUCAGAGGAUGGCAUCAUGGAGUCUGCAAUCUUCUUUUUAUACUUGUUCUGUCUGUCUUCAUUAGUAUCACGUUAACCCUUAAGUCUAUGUACAAUGUUGCAAUUCAUAUCAGUAUAAAUAAUAUAAGAAGUUGACACAUGAUAUAUUGUUUGUUUUUAGCCACACAUAUAUAAUGGAAAACUAAUAACCAUAAAAAAAAAAAAGGGGAAUUAUACAAAGGCAAUAUAAAAGGGGACAAUAUAGAGAGGGGCAAUAUAUAAAACAAGGAAAAUAUAUAAAGGACAAACAACCAAAUAACCAAAUACUAAAGAAAUUCUAACAUAUUAUGUGGUAUAUUGGUUAUUAUAAAUACAUUAUAAAAUCUUAUAUUCCUUCACAAAUACAUCCCAAAAGCAGUGAUCAAUAGAUUAAAAAUUUCUUGCAUAAUAGAAAUACUCUAAGGAUGGGUUAUGAAUAUAUAUAAAUAUAAAGUAUAGCAAUUCAAAAAAUAAAAAUUAAUUUAUCAAAAAGUUAAAAAUUUAUAAAAAUUUGGAAAAUUAAAAAAAAAAAAAAAAAAAUUUAUUAAAAAAUUUAAUUAAUUUCAUUGAUUUAUAAAUCACCUGGAGAGAGAAGAGGAGAAAGAUAAACACAUUAUUAAUUGUAAAAUUCAUUUGUUAUAGAUACACACUGAAAAAAAAAAAUUAAGUAAUUAAAGAAAAGCAUUUAGUUCAAAAUCAAUAUUUAAACCAAAGGGCUCUAAACUAUUAAGUUGAAAUAUCCAUUUAGCCUCACUUUUGUCAAGAGCUUUUUCGUAGUCUCCUCCCCUCCAAUGCAAGUUCACUUUUUCAAUAGCAUAAAAUUCUAAACCUGCUGGAUUAUUGGAGUGGCAACUUGCAAAAUGUCUGGAGAGAUUAUGUGUAGUAAGUCCCUUUUUAAUGUUACGAAUAUGUUCUCCUAGUCUAAUUUUAAACUUUCUUUUUGUCCGACCUAUAUAGUGUUUCUUACAGGGACAUAUUAGGAGGUAGAUAACUCCAAUGGUAUUGCAACUUAGAUCUGAUUUUAUUUCAAAUUCUUCAUCCCCUUUCAUGUUUUCAAAUUUCUUUGUUAGACCUGUUUGGGUUGGAUUGUUUCUACAACCAGAGCAUCUAUUACAUUUUCGAAAUCCACCAGCUUUUUGAUUAUUGCUUGAUAGUUUGAUUUCUUUUAUCGUUGGGGCUAAUAUGGUUUUGAGAUUGGGCGCCUUUGAGUAGAAAAUCUUUGGUCUAUCAUCUAAUAUCAUACCCAGUGAACUAUCUUCUUUAAGGAUUCUCCAAUGCUUAUUCAGAAUAUGCUUUAUUUUUCCUGCUUGAUUGCUAAAUUGUGUGAUAAACGCUGGGGUUUCCGUCUCCAUUUUCGAUGUCUUAUUCUUACUUAUCAAUGUUUCUUCCCUAGAUAAUUUCAGGGCUUUAUCCAUUGCGUUAGUCAACAUGUUGUUAUCAUAUCCUUUUUUGAGAAAUUGGUUUUUCAUCUCCUCCAUUUGAUUUAUACAAAUAUCCAAUUCUGUACAAUUCCGUCUUAUCCGUCUGAAUUGUCCAUAAGGUAUGUUGUCCAGCCAAGUUUUCUUGUGAUGGCUGUCUGAGGGAAUAAAGCUAUUACAAGCAACAGAUUUUCUAAAUGUUUUUGUACAGAUCCUCUCCUCUUUGAUGUAGAUUUCUAGAUCUAGAAAUUCUACCGAAACUUUUGAAUGAUUAAAAGUGAACUUUAAAUUAUAAGGAUUAAGAUUGAGGUAGUUCUUGAAUUCAUUAAGGGAACAUAGAUCGCCUUUCCAAAUAAAGAUACAAUCAUCUAUGUAUCGCCGCCAUAGGACCAGGUUUGCACUAUGUGGGGUAUUGCUCCAAAUGAAUUCUUCUUCCCACUUUCCCAUAAAUAAAUUUGCAUAACUUGGUGCAAACCUGGUACCCAUGGCGGUACCCUCUGUCUGGAGAUAAAAUCGAUGUUGUGCCCAAAAGGUAUUGUGACUCAGAAUAAAUGCAAUUGCUUGAACAAGAAAACUGAUCUGAUCAUUCUUUAGCUCAGAGUAUUUAGCGAAGGAGUGUUGUAUAGCUUCACAUCCUUGAAGAUGUUCAAUAAUCGUAUAUAAAGAUGUCACAUCAGCCGUUACUAAAAAAUUGCCUUGUUAGCCUGAUGGCAUGUGGCUAGCUGAGCUCCAGGCAGGUGGUGAGGGAGCGCUGAUUUGUGAGCUCUCCCUGCUCAGCUCCCUCGCACACCGCUGAGUGAUGCCGGAAGCCGGAAUAUGAUGUCACAUUCCAGCUCCUGCUUGCCUGGACCUCAGCUAGCCGUCUGCCUCUACGCCUGCCUUUCUGCCCAAACAGCCUGGCCAGCAGGCCUAAUGGACCUUAGGUAAAAAAAAAUAAAAUAAAAAAAUAAUCUGUGAGUGUUGGGGGGGAGGGAUGUUUGUGUGUGUGUGCUUGUCUGUCAGUGAGUCUGUGUGUGUGUAUCUGUCAGUGUGUGUGUGUGUGCCAGUGAAUGUGUGUAUGUCUGUCAGUGUGUGUCUGUGAGUGAGUGUAUGUCUGUCAGUGUGUGCCUGAGUGAUUUGUGUGUCUGUCAAUGUGUGUCUGUGAGUGAGUAUGUUUGUCAGUGUGUGUCUGUGAGAGAGCCUGUGUGCCUGCGAGUGUGUGUCUGUGAGUGAGCGUGUCUGUGAGUGUGUGUGUAUGUCUGUCAGUGUGUGACUGUGAGGGAGCCUGUGUGUCUGAGAGAUUGUGUGUGUCUGUCAGUGUGUGUCUGUGAGUGAGUAUGUGUAUCUGUCAGUGAAUGUGUGUGUGUGUGUUUCUGAGUGAUUGUGUAUGCUUGUCAGUGUGUGUGUGUCUUUGAGUGGGUGGGUGUGUGUCUGUCAGUGUAACAUACUCUCUCUCACCUUGCGGUCUCUGCAACCAGCGGCUGUGCGUCUGCAUGACUGACACUUGCAGCAUGUUAAUGUAUGUCAGUGUAUCUGAGAGUAUGUGUCUGUCAGUCAAAGAGUGUGUUAGUCUUUGACAGGAAGAGGUGUGGCAUUGACAGGAAGGGGUGUGGCAAAUUUAAAUUAGGGGGUGCCCGAGUUCUGCCAUGCCUGAUCCAAAAUACACUGCACCCAGACCCUGUCACCUUAACUCAUGCAAUGGUUAUUAUUGCAGUUAGUUAAUAAACUGCAAUAAUUACCUUGCAGUGAUAACUCUACCAGACAGCCACUAGAGGCGCUUCUGGCUCAUUUGGCGACUUUUGGUAGCCAAAUUGAUGCUGGACAACCUCACGUUAUGCAUGAAGACAUCCAGCGUCAGUUGAAAUCCUAUAGGAAAGCAUUGAUUUAAUGCUUUCCUACAGGGUUGUCCUAAUGCGAUUGUGGCGCUCGCCGUACAUGCGCAUUAGGUCCACAACGUCGGCCAAUGUUGAGGGAGGAUGAGCGAAGGCACUGGAUUCGGUUAAGUGACAGAAGGGGUUUUAACCUUUUCUGCACUGCAGGGAGGCACAAGUGAGGGAGGCACUAUAGGAUACUAUAGUGCUAUGAAUACACUUUUGUAUUCCUAGCCUUUAGUUUUCCUUUAAGAAUAUUAGACUCGUCUGGAAUCCAGCCAAGGCAUUUCUGUUUAACCCAGGAGUUCUGAUAUGUUUCUGCCAAUUAAGCAGCUAACAGAAACAAAGUCAUUUCAGUUCCACUAUUCCUUACCUGCCCCUAGUACCUUCUACCUUUAUGGCAUGCUUUUUCAGUUUGACAUUACACUCAACUCUAUCCUCACUCCCUUUACAAGUUACCAGUGGCUGCAAUCAUCCUUUUAUUUUUUUCUGGCCAUCACCUCCAAGGUCCCCCUUCUACCUCUUGUCUCAACUCUCCAUUUUAACAUUUAGAUUGUAAGCUCACAGGCUAUCCAGCAAGGUCAUCUGCAUAUAAGAGAUUCAAUGGAUAGAUCACAUCUUAUAGGCAAGUGCUGCUUGCAUUUUUUGUAUUGGUCUGACAGUUUAUAUUGUAAUGUUUUUGUCCCCAAUUGUACAUCGCGGUGGAAUAUGCAGCACUUUAUAAAUGGCAUAAUAUUAAUAGACUAAAAGGGGCACUCCUAAGCACCACAGAUGGCCGGCACAGUGUGCAACUUUGUUAAAGAAACACUCCAAUAGAAUAUAUAUAUAUAUAUUUUUUUAUUUUUUAUUUUUUUUUACAAUGUAGUAGAUAUAUCCCCCCCAAAAAACUUGCAUUUUAUUAUUCUCAUAGCUCCGAUUUUGCAAGCCCUCUCCUUUUUCCCCAGCCCAGACUGUAAAAUCAGAGACUUCCCAAUGCAGCUCAAUGAGAAGUCUUUGCAAGGCAGGUGCUCUGGGCAAUUGCUGCCUCUUGAGUCUAUCUCUACUGGGCUAACCAAACCCGGAAGUAACAAGACCGGCUGUCUGAUUGACAGCCAAAAGGUGUAAAAUGUUUAAUGUAUAAAUGUGCCAAUUUAUAUUGAAAUAUGCACUUUUUGCAAAAAAUUAAGAAAGAAAAGAGGAAACACUCUUUACACAUAAAACAAGCUAAAGUGAUGUGUGUCCCUUUGAACAAACGACCUUUAUUGAGAAUUUAUUUGACUUUUUCUUUCUUACUUUAAAAGCUUUUUUAAAAUUUCGUAAGGAAUGUGGAAUAUGUCUAUUAAAAGGGAUUUAUGGAUUCACAACUCAGUGAUCAUAGGAUGUGAAUGUUAUUCUGUACAAAUGGCUUUGCAGGAACAGAGACAGAAUAUGUGGUAUAUCCUCUACUAUGUUAAUAGCCUAAUAUAAUGUAUGUGUUACAUGAUUAACUUCUUUUCUGUACAAUGUAUAAUGUAUAUAAAAGAGAAUGUCACAUAACUUGUUCUAACAUUUUGGGGAUUUUUAGGUAUAAUUUUUGUUGCUAAUUCCUCUAAUAUGAUUAUUCGUCACUUUGUGUUUAAAAUAAAAUUUAGUUCAGGGAGUCCGAUCAUCAUCCAUGUGUUUAUCGAAUAUUGGACAUACAAAAUAUUUGGAAAACGAUUUGGACAAACCAAAACAGUGUAAAAAUAUUAUGAAUAUUAAAUAUUAUGUACAUAUUUAGCAGUACACAAGGGCAUUUCAGCUUCAUUUGGAUCACAGAUCAAGUGAAAAAACAAACCAAUAGUGGGAAAAAGAGGAGGUGUAGUAAAGAAAAAAAAAAUCUAUAUGUACAUAGUAUAUAUUUAUUAAAUAACCCUUUUUUUCCCUCUUCACUUGAUCUUUGAAUCAAUAUUUUUUUUUUCCCCAAAUGGCGUUUUGUAAUGCAUAAGUCUUGUACUGGUCACUUUGUAUUACACUGUCGUUUUUCCCAAUUGUACAGCUCUGUGGACUAUGUAUUUUGUUUACAUAUGUGGGUGUGUGUCUAUUGCAAUAUAUGUAAGUUUGACAAUUCAUAAAGCUAAUUAUUGUUUUUUUAGAUCUGAACGGAAAAGUAAUUAUUUUAUGCUGGCCAAUAUGGAUUCAGAUUAUCUUAUUGUGGCCUCAGAAAAUCUGUUACUUGAACGCGGACGUACUUGUGAUAAUCUCCGUACUGAAGAUUUAAAAGAACUUUUUCUGUUAUAUCUGAAUCAAUUACUAUUAAAAGAAGUGACUGUUUUGCAAUGUUGUAGGUCACUCAGAAUCUGCAAUUUGUCCAACAACUUCAUCACAAAUAUAAAUUCUUUACGAGCAUGCUCGCAUUUAAUUAAACUGGAUUUGAGUGGAAAUCAGGUGAGCAAUAUUUUAUUUUCAAAUGUUUAUGAGUUCAUUUAAUUUAUUGUUUCAUCAUGCAAGGCUGGUUUGGGGAUUAAAUGGCCAAUUCAACUGCCAAGGUCAUUAUGAGAUUAGUGAAGCCUAGGUGGCAAUUAUGGAUUUUGCAUUUAUUGGCAAGGUAAUGCCCAUUUUCUUUUCCUGAGCUUGAGUUACAUGAGUUUCUUCAUGAUCCUCUGUUCUGUUCUCCAUGCGGCAAAAAUAUCAAUGGCAGAAUAUCUUUGAAUUUUCGGUACCUAAUCCUUGCUGGUGCAAGAUGAUGGGUUCAGUGAGAGCCAAUUUAGGCUAGUGUUUACCUGUGUCUUGCGUGUGGAGUGUGGAGGUUUGAAUGUACACUUGAAGCACCAGAGCAACAUUUGUAUAUAUUUAUAGCCUUUUGUCUGAAUUGACAAAAGAAUUGCAAGAAUUAGGCUUGCAAUAUACUGCAUCUUAACUCUAAAAUGCUUCUUGUUGUUUAUUGUAAAAAAAUAUUUUUGGGAAGGCAGAAUUUCGACCAUAUGGUGGUUUGGCCGACUCAGAUUUAAUUAAUGAAAAAAGAUUCAGAAAACAAAUUAGAUGAAUCAAUAGAGCACAAAAAUUUGCCAGUAAUUGUACUGCACUAUAUAUAUAGACACACACACGCACAUACAGUUGCAAUGACAAUUAUUUAACCCCUAUUGAAAUCCAUGUCAAAAUUUACAGACAUUCAACUGUCUGCAGUGAACAAACCAAACAAAAGCAAUUGAAAUAGCUCAACACAAUGAAUGCUUCAAGUGGUUUAACAAAAUUCAACUUAAAAUGUAACUAUUCUGUAGCCGUAGUGGGGGUAUAGGGGCUUUAGUGGAGGGAUGGCACCUGUAGUGGGGGCAAAGCUGUAAUUCAGCUAUGCAAAAAACUAAUAAAGUAUCUACAACUACCAGAAACCAACACUUUGUCCAUAAAGCCCUGUUCUAUAGGGAUUAGUAGAAUAGUCAAGACUUUGAAAAGAGACACAUUAAAGUAAUGGAAAAUUGGAUUUUCUCCAGGGAUUUGACCUGGGAAUUUAUUGAUAAUACAAUACCUUAUUGUUUCGGAGUGCAUGUUUUGGCAUCUUUAAUUCAAUAUCUUAUAGCGUAUUAAAAAAAAAAAAUGGUCCUUUCCAUCCUGAAGUGACCCUUUAAAAUUGCAGUAUUUGGAGGAGGUAGACAUUUUCCAAGUUUUCUCUUGUUCUGUUUGUUGAAAGUGGGGUAGUUGGUCAAAGGGAUUAGGAUUAGCUAGCUGCCUUGCACAAAUCCCAAGUAUGAUAAUUAUUACUUUUAUGAGACUUAUGAUUCUAAUAACAAUCAUUUGUUAAUUUAUAAAAUUGUUCAUUGGAGUUCAAUUGAGUAUAUUGGGAAUUCAGAGAUAGGGUAAAACUAACACAAAUUAAACAUACACAUAUCUAAAUGGAUUUAACAAAAUACUAUCAACAAAAUAACAAAAUGCUAUCUAUAUUGAACAUGGUAAACUAGAAAAAAAAGAUGACAUAAGCUGAUGUUGGGCAGAGGGGUAUUUAGUGAUAACAUUAGGAAAUCUUUCAAUAAAGAAAUAAUAGUAAAUAUUUGUUAUAGAAUUCCAGUUGUGGACCCCCUUUCUAGGUCAAAAAAAAGCAGAAAGUAGAAAAAUACUUAAUGACACCACUUUCUGUAUUUGGGUUUGAGAGGCCACUGUCCAUUGGUGGAACAUGUACAGGCACAUAAGGGCUCGAGAUACUCUUUGCUGUGGUCCAUACUAAAGGUCAGUAGUGGGAAGGUCAUCUUGAAGACAAGGUGUGAUGGAACUCAUGUGAUUCAAGUUGGAACAGGAUGCUGGAUAGUAAUCAGGAAUGCAGCAAAAUUGAAAGAAAAAAAAACACCUUGAUAGCAACAGGAGUGCUAUCAAGAUUAGAGUGUUAGAGUGCCAUAGAUUUUCAAAAACAUGAGGAGGUCCAAAAAAUAUAUUGAAACCAAGAACCUAUCACUGAACUUUCUUAGUUUCACGUGAUUACAGGUUACAAUUAAUCUGGCCUGACAAAAAAAUGUCGAGAUAAAAAUUUUAUUACUGCAUUGCAUUAUAACUGCAUUCAGAGGCAGUUAAAUAAAUUAGAUUGUCUUCAUACUCUACAGUCACGUUCACAUGCAGAUUUAUUUUUUGGAAACAUAAGAGACACAAGAGUAAUUAUCUUUUGAAACUUAUUUGGAAUGUUUCUGUUAAAACAAGGCAGAAGGCUUAGCAUCAUGGGACAUGUGAACCAAUUUAUUCUCUAAUUUCAAGGAUAACCAUCGCUGACACGAUCACUACUGUAGUGACUAUGAUGGACAGAAAGUAGUGUUCUAAUAUGUGUUUAAUGUAGCACAGCAGUUUAUGUUCACAAUUUAAAUUCUUUUAUUUUGUGUUGUAGUAGGAUAGAGGAACAUGAUAACUUUAAUUCCAAACCACUUCAGUGAUUUAAAGUAUUCAUGGUGCCUGGAGUCUGUAUGUGCUAUGUUUCAUUGUGAAAUGUAUAUUCACCUACAACCAUCUCAUCGGGGCAUCAUUAGCCAGCUCGUAACAAGAGUUCCAUACUGUCUAACGUGAAUUCUGUUCAAAUUUGGAAUCUAACAUUAGUAUGCACAGCAUACUACCCCCAAGAAAACAUUAAUGUAUGUAUAUAUAUAUAUAUAUAUGUUUGUAGUCGGUUAAUAAAGAGACCGUGAUAUGCCUUGUGAUUGGAGAAAGUCGGUGUGGUGUGCCGAAACCGAUGUAGGGGUAGGCCUGUAAUAAAGAGGGCCCCCUGGAGGAAUUGUUUAGGUAGGAAGAGGGUGAGGUGGGUUGGGUGAACAGAACGCCACAGCAGAGGUAAGAAGGGGAAGUAGCGUUUUAUAGGAAUGCUAACUCCUCCCACAAAUACAGGCCUGUAUAUAUAUAUAUAUACAAAACAUUAUCUUGGAAUGGCUUCUGAUCUAUCCUUUCCUCUUUCCUCUGCACAGUCUUAUAGUCUGUGUCAGCAAAUUGAUGAAUAAGAGGCUUCUCAUUCACACAUCUCAAUAAACCAAAUCUCACUGAGAAGUUAGCAGGAUGAAGGCAGACGCCCUCUAGUGGAAGUGGAAGAAAGCUUCCGACAAUGUGUCUGACAGCUGGAGAGGUUUUUUCAGCAGUAAUGUAUUACAGCGCCAUUUUAUUUAAAAUCUCCACUUCUAUAAACUGAAAAUGAAUAAGGCACACUCUUCUCACAUAAUAAGCAAGCUUUAUGUGUUUGUGGUGUUCAUUUUAAGAAGAAUCCCAAGGGAAAUAUUUGCAGUAGAGUCUGAGUGCUGGAUCCGAUUGGAAAUAAUUCUUCUGGGCUGUCGCAAUAUAGAAGAAAUAAAAAGUCAGCAGAGUUUUCAAUUCACUUAUUUUCAGCCUAAAAUGUUAAAUUCACACUUUAGAAAAUAACACUGACAGGGAGCCACACGGCACUUUGCUGGAAUUAAUAACUCUUUGUAUCUUUAUAAAGCGUGAUAUUUGUGGUUUUUUUUCUUCUAAAAAUACAACAGUCAAAAAAUAGGUUAAUUUAGAAAGUAGGAGUUAUUAUUAUUAUUAUUAUUAUUUUAUUAUUUAUAUAGUGCCAUCACAUUCUGUAGCGCUGUACAUUGGGUGGACUAACAGACAUGUAAUUUUAACCAGACAAUUGGACGUACAGGAACAGAGAGGUGGAGGGCCCUGCUCAAUGAGCUUACAGUCUAGAGGGAGUGUGGUAUAGUGACACAAAGGGUAAAAGUAGGGGUACGAAGUAGGUUGUUAGAAAAGUAUUAAUUGAGGGCUUAGUAGGUAAUACAAAUCCAUUGAAACAAAUCCAUUCUACCAUCCCCACACCCAUGUUCCAAAUCACUAAUAUGAUACCUAAAUGAACUCCAUAGAAUAAAACAACCCCCGGAAACGAUUAUCUCUAAAGAGUUCAAUUAUGAAAACAAGUAAAAGUAAGAAACCCUAAAGCAAGUUAUACCACCCUUAACCUUCCUCCUAAAACGAAGGUUUGUUUUACAAUUGCUUGUUCUGAUAAUGCGACAAUGUUUGUUUCAGAUACAAAAGCUACCAGAUCGUGCAUUUUGGAGUGAAUUAAAGGAAUUAAAACUGAUGUACCUCCAUGACAACCAGAUUGGAGAUGUGAGCAACAUCGAAUCUUUGUCUUCUUGUCCAAAUCUCGCAGCCCUGACCCUGUACGAUACACCAUUAAGCCUUCGCAAAAGUUACAGGCAUAUUGUUGUAAACAGUAUCUGGUCGCUGAAAGCUCUUGAUAAUUAUGUUGUUUCUGAUGAAGAAAUAAUCGAAGAUUGGUCCCUUCAGGACAGAUUUAGAAGUCAAAACCCUCAAUUGUGCAUUAAUAUGUUACCUGCCCCAUGUACGGUAAGAUAUGGACCUUAUCAUUUAUUGACAUGCGUUUGUUGGAUUUAUACUGUAUUACCAGAAUGACCUUCAACUAAAUAGAUUAAAGGUCACAUUUAUUUGUUUGGGGUGUGUGCACAUCUCCAGGCUAGUACAGCGAUUGCGUACACUUCCAUAUUAUUUUAUCUACACAUUAGCAAAUAAUAUGGAUGUAUUUAUGUUUAUAAAGUCAAUAAGGGUCCCUAGCAGCAUGUGGGAUGAGGCCCCCCUCCUAAACCCCAUUGCAUAUUUCUGAGUGUUGUAUAAGUGUGGGGGGAGAGAGAAUGAGUGUUGUGUAUAUGUGAGAGUAUGGGUAAUAGCUGAAUGUUGUGUGUGGAGGAGGCUAUACGGGGGAGUCUCAAUGUGCCUGUGUUUGCAGGGUGAGUGUUGUUGUGGUGACUAAAACUUGUGGAGAAGUCUGAGUUUUGUGUGUGAGUGGAGUUUGAGUGUGGCUAAGUGAUAUGUGUGAGGGAGUUGCUGUAUGUGUGGUAUCUAAGAGUUGGGGUAGAUUUUCUUCAUUUGCUCCACUUUUGAUUACCUUUUGGCAGGAGGAGAGUGUUACCCCUGGUAUUUUAGUGGAGGCCAUUAGGAUCCCUGGUUAUCUGGUUGGGGGACAUUGUGCUGCAGAUCACUUUAAGAGCUCUCUCAUGGUCCCAGCACUCAGUCGAUGAUUCAGAACUUUGGCUGCAGCACUCUGAGUCAUUAAGAAGUAGCAAGGGACCAGGCCCCAUCUGGCCACCUUUAUGCCUUAUGGGUAAAUCAGCUCUAUAUAAAGUACUAUCAUUUCAUUUUUUUUUACCAACAGAGGCACUUUUAAAAGACAAUAGAAUAAUGGGCAACUUUCUACAUUAAGCUGUUAUCUAAAAAAAUGUCCUUUUUUUGUGGGAACUGGUCAUUGGUUAAUAGAGCUUCCAUUUUAUGUUCAUAAUCAUUUCUACAUGUUUACUAUAUGUGUAUGUAUUUGCAACUGUGUAACAAAAUCCUAUGAAACUUCACUGAGUACGUUUCCAUGCAAUGGUGGGCUUGUUUCCAUGCUUAUCGUUAAAAGGUAACCUUUAAACAUUAACACCAAUAGCGGAUGUUGCUGCUAAAAUCUAUUGACAGGUUUCUAUGGUCCAUCGCUGUGUUAGGGGCAUGCACGCUUCUUAUAUUUCCCUCCACAAUAACCUCUCAGCACUCAUUUCAAGAUUUUGCAAGAUGGAUAUGCUUAGAGAAAACUACACAUUUUCCAACAUAUAGCCACAACAACUUCACCAGGAUGCUGCAAACUGGUAUCUCAACACACGCAGGUUUCACCUCUGUUCAUACAUGCAAGUUGUAAAUACCCGAUUUGCAAAAUGUUCACAAGAUUAAAUGUUAAUCACAUACACUAUGGAUAUAGAUAGGCUAUAGUGCUUAAAUGUGCCUAAAAAUAUAAUACAUUUUCUUUUUAACUUGGAUUCAUGGAUAUAAAUUAAAGGACCACUCUAGGCACCCAGACCACUUCAGCUUAAUGAAGUGGUCUGGGUGCCAGGUCCAGCUAGGGUUAACCCAUUUUUUCAUAAACAUAGCAGUUUCAGAGAAACUGCUAUGUUUUAUUGGGUUAAGCCUUCCCCCUAAUCCUCUAGUGGCUGUCUCAUUGACAGCCACUAGAGGCGCUUGCGUGCUUCUCACUGUGAUUUUCACAGUGAGAGCACGCCAGCGUCCAUAGGAAAGCAUUGUAAAUGCUUUCCUAUGCAGCUGAAUCUUGUGCGCGCAGCUUCUUGCCGCGUCGUCAGCCAGCAGGCGGAUCAGGAGGAGGAGAGAAGGAGGAGAGCUCCCCGCCCAGCGCUGGAAAAAGGUAAGUUUUAACCCCUUUCCCCCUUCCAGAGCCGGGCGGGAGGGGGUCCCUGAGGGUGGGGGCACCCUCAGGGCACUAUAGUGCCAGGAAAACGAGUAUGUUUUCCUGGCACUAUAGUGGUCUUUUAAAAAAAAAAAAAUAUAUAUAUUUUAAUUUUGGACUGUGUAACAAUAAUAUUAACCACAACUCUUAAACUAGCAGUUAUAUACCAGUCACAUACCUCACAUUGUGUCUGUAAAUAAGUUAUUUGAGAUGUUUUUAUAUAAGAUUAAAUUUACGUUGCCAUAGGUAUAGUUAGGCACCUGUGUUAUUAGCAUAUUAUUCUCAACUUAGCUUAAUAAAUAUUUUUCUGUGUUCAGCUUAUGCAGGUCAGUGUCUCAGAAGGAAAAUGUUAUCUCUGUUAAAAUGCGUUUGAUCUUAUUUUGGUGCAGGAUAUUUGUCUCCAGAGUGAAAUGAAAGAUGUUAGAGACCUUUUCACAAAGAUCAAUCACGUGCUUGCGCAUUGCUCCCCAGUCCUGAUCAUCCAGAGAUGGAUAAGAGGGUUUUUAACGCGGAAAAGAUUGGGGUACGCUUUAUAUUUUUUUGUUGAUUUAUGUUUAUUUAAAGCCAUAUGGAUAGCACGGUGAAGAGAACAUCGUGAAAUUGCAGAUGCUGGUUUAUGCUCAUAUAAAGUAUUUUGGCUCCAGUGUAUCAUGAAUGCACUACACUAUAACAAUUACUGGAGCCUGUAAAGGGCCCUUACAUCCCAAAGCCAUAUUCUGAUGGGUAAAAUAAACUCUAAAGUAGAAAAAUCUAGAGGGCAUCGCGAUGCCUAAAAUGUUUCCUCUCAAUUGCAUAUCAUGCACUCUCCAAUAACCGACUGCAACAAUGUAAAAUCUGUAAGACUAGAACUUACUGAGAUUCUUUCGGCAGUUCAGUCUGUUGCUAUCUGUUAAGCAAAAAGAUUUAGGAGUAGAAUAAAGAAGAUAAAUGGUAAAUAUCAGUAUAACCCCUUAAGGACACAUGCCAUGUGUGACAUGUCAUGAUUCCCUUUUAUUCCAGAAGCUUGGUCCUUAAGGGGUUAAAGCUAUUUAUGGCUACAGACUUAGUAUUCACAUUAAAAUAAACAAAAAUAUAUUUUACACUACAUAAUGUUAAUAAUUUACGUAUAAAAUAUACCUUGGGGUGAGAAUGGAAUGAAUGGGUGGAUGAUGGGAGCGAAAUGCAUUGGGAAUUAGUUAUAAAGAUAAAUUAUGGGGCAAAGUUCUAAAAAUAGAGCAAUUAGCAGAAACAUACAACUGAUUUCCAUUGUGAGUGCCCAAUUUUAGUAUUUUACCCAGGAAUCGCUCAUUAAACAUGACACCAUUCUGUCCAGUGAAAUUUGCACCAAAUUUGAGGUUCUCUUGAAAUUGCCCUUAUCUACUUGGCUGGGGUAAUGUGUGUAAUGCUAAAUAAUAUAGCUACUUUUUAAAAGGUUUUUUUUUUUUUUUUCAUGCUGUGAACUCCUAGCCACAAGUACUACAGGUAGUAUAUUAAAUUGACACUAUAAGCAUGUCAGGGUUAUGCUACCCAACUUACAAGUAUAAGUCAGGAAUAAAUAGACAGAAAUAAUUAUUACCAGAAUGGCCAGGUUUAAAGUAGGGAUGUGCAUGGGCAAAAAAAACUGGUUCGGCACUUUCGAAAUUCUGGACUUCGGCAAUUUGGCACUUCCAAAAUUCGGGAAUUUGGGAAUUCGAGACUUUGGCAAUUCCCUAUCCUUACCCCUAACCCUACCCCUAACCCUACCCCUAACCCUACCCCUAACCCUACCCCAAAACCCUACUCCUAACCCUACCUCUACCCUUUACCCUUACCCCUAACCCUACCUCUAUCCUUAACCCUACCCCUACCUCUACCCCUACCAUAGGGGUAAGGUUAGGGGUAGAGGUAGGGUUAGGGUUAAGAAUAGAGGUUGGGGUAAUGUUAGGGGUAGGGGAAGGGUUAGGGGUAAGGAUAGGGGUAGGGUUAGGGGUAAGGGUAGGGUUAGUGGUAGGGUUAGGGGUAGGGUUAGGGGUAGAGGAAGGUUGGGGUAAGGUUUAGGGUUAGGGCUAGGGUUAGAUUCCUGUCAUCAUUCCCUUAAUUUUACCUCCCUCUUCUGUUUUGCCACCUUUCAGAAAUCCAAGGCACUUCGGCGCUUCCAAAAUUCGACCCUUCGGCAAUUCAUUUCAGUUCGGAACUUCGGCAAUUCGGGACUUCGGCAAUUUGGUUUGGCACUUCGGAAAUUCGGCACUUCAGCAAUUCGGACAUUUAAAAGUAUCCGAAUAUCCAAACUGCCGAAAUUCGUUUGAAUUUAAAUUUGGACCAAAACUAAUUGCACAUGUCUAGUUUAAAGUAAAAAUGAGAGAAAGCAUAAACAAAAAACAAGCCAAGAUCAGGGUACAAAGAAUAUGGAAAUAUAAUAUAACUAGCCAAUCAGGAAUACAGAAGUCAGAAGAGUCCGUAUAACAAGCCAAAACUGAAGAACCAGGAAAUCAGGGAACAAUAUAACCCACUAUAUGGGGAACCAAGAGGAAACCACAAUAGGGCAAUUACAAAUGGGGCAAACACUUUAUUUAACCCCUUAAGGACACAUGACAUGUGUGACAUGUCAUGAUUCCAUUUUAUUCCAGAAGUUUGGUCCUUAAGGGGUUAAACCCUAUGGUGGACACUGAUUGGUCCUCAUCAGGCGCGGGAACCCAAAAGGUGUCAUAAUAGGGACUCUGUGAUGUAAUUAUCGGAAAUUACACUAUGUAAACAUGCAGUGUCCCUCUCUAUAUCACAAUGCUAAAUAGCAUUCGCCUCCCGAUUCGGGAAGUUCUAAUGCAAGCAUCGAUUGGGAGGGCUGAAGGACGUCAGGAUGGGGUACUUCCCGAGCGAUGCUCACAACACACUCAUCCAGUCUAGGGCAGCGCAAUAAGUAUUGCAACAAGGCACCAAAAUAACUUUAACUUAAUAAAGCAGUUUUGGUGUAUAGAUCAUGCUCCUGCAGUCUCACUGCUCAUUUCUCUGCCAUUUAGUAGUUAAAUCACCUUGUUUAUACAGCCCUAGCCACGCCUCCCUGCAUGUGACUUACACAGCCUUCCUAAACACUUCCUGAAACAUAACCUGAUAUUCUAGGUUCCUUUAUUGCACAGCCUGUUUAAUCAAGAAUGUCUUAUCGACUGUUUUGUUAACAGCCUCCUAGAGCCUGCAGGGGCCUUUGUGGAUAAAAUUAAAUUUACAGAGCAGGAGUUAUAAAAUUGACAUGGUAAUCUGGUCCCACUGGCAGGCUAGGGGAUUUUCUAUUGAAGUUGUUCCAUGUGUAUUCUUUUGCUACAUUUACACAGGAUCAAUUUGCCUUUACUGUGUACGAUUUAAUCAUAAAUAACCUGAAACAUACAGAUCUUGCUGUAUAAGUGAGUAUCUAUGUAUUUGUUAUAUUUAACAGUUCUUAUAAAGCACUUUUCAAAAUGUAGCAAUUCAUCUUAUGUAGGGUAACAGUCAAAUUAAUAUAGAAAUGUGGAGUGCUAUCCAAGACUGUGCAUGAGCUUGCAAUCUAAAGAGAGGGUGUGCAUUAAGAAUAAAAAUAUGGUAAGAAAAUAGUUAAUUACUAAGAAUGCGAAGGCCGUCAUAGAAAAAAAACAUUUUCAGGUGGGCACAGCUGAGAAGAUGGUGAGAUGGUUAGCAGCUAAUUUCCAGAGGAUUUACACAGAUGGCAAUUAUUGUAUUUAAAUUAAAGCGAAGCAAGUGUGGGUGGGAAAAUGUACUUAGUAAACAUUAUCUUUGUGGGGGGCAGCAGAUUUGGGGUGCCCCUGAGGAGAGAGAGAAAUACAGUCUGCUUGCAAUCUGUUAGCUUGCACUUAAAACUCAUGUUUUUAACAGUGUAGGAAUUGGGACAUGUAAAAAACUUUGAGGGGGGAUAAUUUGUAAUCAUUUUAGUCAUUUAAUUUAAUUUACUUAAAAAAAUCAGCAUGUUAUUAGCAAAUGCAAACUAUACGGUAAAUGCUAGAUUACAGUUAACUGCGAAAGUAAGCAAUACACAUAAUAAUAAUAAUCUAACAAACUGAAAUGAUUCUCGUUGGUACAUUUGCACGGUCUUUAUAUGCAGUUAAAUAUUUUUAGUUAAGGUCAACAGAGUAGGGUUACAUCGCAUUAGCUUAUUAUACCCACAAAUAUUGAAAAUAUUAAAUGUCCUCGUGUUUUGAGACUUGCUAAGUGAGCUGAUCUCUUUGAAUAAAUAUUUACAAUUUCUACUUCUGGAAUAAAGAAAUGCUGCAUAUAGAGACUGAAGUGGUUAUGGUGCUUGGAGUAACCCUAUAACCACUUUACAACAUUAGGACGAGUUAAAUCCCUGCUCACACUAGGGAACGCUAGGUAUCAAUUAAUACCUGGUGACCCGCUUUGCCACUGGGGUUAUUUUUAGAGUAUGCAGCGGGUAAAGUGACUGCUGCAUACAGACCUUUAAAGGGGCAUUAAAAUCCCAAUUGACAGCAAUGUGGUGUGAGCAGGGUGGUGUCCCUGCUACCACCAGAAGACUAGGUAUCUACAGAUACCUGGGUCACCUCUCUGUCAGCUGGGGCCCCAAACUGACAAAUGCUCUGUAUGCAGCAUGGCUAAUGCUCUGUUUUUCGGUUUUAUGCUGUUUUAGGGUUAGGGAUAGCGUAGGAUUAAGAUUAAGAUUACGGUUAGGGCAGGUGUAUGGUUAGAACUGGUGUAAUCAUAGAAUUAGGGGAAUUAGGGGAAUUGCUGGUAUAGCAUUGGGGAACUAGGUAUAUGGUUGGUGUUACCUCUAUAGAAAUCAUUUAACUCCUAGAUAUAUGUAACAAUCAGGAUUGAUUUAAAAUUCUAUAUCUGGGUUCAAGCCCUGCGUAGACUGGUACUACCCACACUGACACUGUCCCAUUGAGAGCAGUGCUCCUCUUUUGUUGAGUGCCCGCUCUCAGUGAGACAUCACACUUUAUUAAUCAGGAUUGAUACAUUAAUCUAUGUCAAGCUCUUUCUAUUUAGUUACAAUAGAUGUGUAAAAAUUACUAUAAACAAAAAUGUGAAAACAAUAUAUAUAUGUACUUAACAAGUAACGCCAAGCCUCCAUAGCAAGCCAGUAACCUAUCUCAUACUGAUGAAUUGAAAUAACAACAAAACAGCUGUCCAUGAGUGGUAUACUGGCUUUGCUCCUCUUCCUGAGUUGUGUUUCAAAGCUGUUGUAUACAACAGACACAUGCUCCAGGGAAUCCAUGCAUAAAGUGGAAUUGAGGCAAAUAUGUGGAUCUUUGUUGAGCUCAUUUGCAUAUGCCUACCUAGAAUCCCUUGCAGUAGUGAGAGCACUGUUAAAGUGAGAUUUGUGGUAAAAGCAAGUCUUAUGGCUUGACUGGUGUGUGUAUUAUUACAAUAAGAAAGCCCUUUCUGUCAUUUAAAAGCCAAUGUAGUAUAUAAAUGGGUGCACUUAAGGAUAAAACCUUAAUUAUGGUUUAGCAAACACAUUCUAGGUUUUGUUUUGGUUCAGAACUCGGACAAUUGCCUCCAUCCUUAAGGGGUUAACCAUGGAAUCCAGGGACUUCUGCUAUUUGCUGAAGUUAGUGCUUAAUAACACAAGUAGGGUCCUCAUUAAACAAGGGAAGAUGAUAUUCAAUGUAUUCAUUUUAUGUUAGUAAAUAUGAACUGAAUUAUCAUGAUAAAGUUAUGUUACACUCUAAGACAAUAUAGCUGGAUUGGAUACAUUCGUCAGCAGAGACAUUCACAAAAUUCUCAUUCAAAAUGAAGUAAAAUCCAGGCUAGAAUUGCCAAUCUGUGACUAUUUCAGUUUGAGAAUUUGUCAAUAGCAGCUAUUUACUCCUCAAUUCCACAAUUCACAUUUUUCUUUGCUGCAAUUCACAGCUUUGUCAUAAACCCCAAGUUAGCUAUUUAAACCUCAAAUGUUAAAUUCCUGUUGAAUUCCCUUUGAAUUGUUGACGUUUCAUGCGUUAGUGAAAAAACAUGAAAUUGUGCAGUUUGGCUUUAAAUUUGGAGCUUAGUAACAGUGACAACAUCAUUAAAUCUACUAAUGUCUGAGUGAUAAACGUGAACUAAACAGUGAUUUUUAAUUUAUAUGCUAAAGUACCUUUCUUUUAGCAGGAGAUUAAAAUAUAAAGCAGGAUGUUACAAAAUAAAUCCCACCGUAUUCUCUCAGCAGAAUGUUAAAAUAAAAAUAUAUUAAUUAUGGAUUUGUUCUGGAACGUAUUGUCUGCCUCUAUGCAGCAACCAGCAUAUGUUGCUGUGUCACUCUAGCUCUCAAACUGACGGGUGCCGAGGUUCCCUUUGAGAAAAGCCAGUGUUUGUGGAAGGGUUGUUUGCCGAAAUGAUGCUUGGUGACAGGAAACAGCUGAGCGAUAGCUCGGAGCUAAAGAGAACUCUGAGAGUCGAGAAAAAGUGAUGGGAACAUUAAAAAGAAAAAUGAAGUAUCCAUAUACAAAAUAAAAAUAAGAUACAGAAAAUCCAAUCUUGAAUACGGAUUCGGAGCGGUGGAAGCUUCCAUUAUUAAUGUAUAGGGUCACACUGAGACUAUUUAUCUACCAUAUAUUACCUAAGGCUUAGAAUAUUUGCACAAUACACUAAAAGUAAUGUGUUGUGUACAUUUCUGCAGAAUUAUUUCUCCCGUGAAAAUACAGAAGAAAAAAAUACAUAUUCUGCAUAGCCCGAGAAAGGAAGACGAUAUUGAUGGAAUUCAUGUUACAAAGAUAUUGAUACGGGAUCUUUCUGCAUUACCAUUCAGCAGCGACAGCAAAACUCUCCCUGUGAUUAAGCAGGUAUGUUCGCCAAAGGCUCAUAAAUCCUUUAUUGCUGACUUGGCUAAAGUAAUUCACCUAAUACAUAUUAUUUUUUUUACAGUCAAAUAUCUUUUUAACAGAUACUUUGCACAAAUAAAAAAAAUGCAAAAUGUGUAGAAGGUCCAGGUAAAUAGCAGCCAAAAAUAGCUUUGCUCGUGCUUCAAGCUUAAUUGCCGAAGAUGAAAGUUAAUUGUGAGUUGUCAUGGCUACCUGGACCACACUUAUCAUAAAAUCACUGCAGGUUUAAGUAUUAAGUAUUAAGGAACACUCCAGAAACAAGUCUGGAGACUUUUUUUUUAAAUAGAAAAUAUUCCAGGCACUCCAAUGAAUUCCAAAGCAAAGGCGAUUUUAUUAGAACCAGGAACCAAAAGGCAACGUUUCGACCCCUUAGGGCCUUUGUCAAGAUAAUGAUGAUAUUCCAACAAUUAAAAAAAUCAAAGAAUUAAAAAAUCAAAUAAUAAAGUUAAAUAUAUAUUCAAUUGUUCUUUUUUGUUGAAGUUGAUAGUCUAAAGAUUAAUCUAUUAUAUGGCAAAUAUCAUUCAUUAAGAGACCAUAUGUUAAAUCAGUUCAUUAGAGUAAUUAUUCUUAUUUUAUUAGAUUGUUAUAAAUGGAGUCACUAUGUAUACCAUGUACACAUAUUUUGUUUUUUGAAUAUACAUAGUGACCUUUUAUUAUUCACAUAAUGCAUGGCCACAGUUCUCUAAUGUGUAACACACAUUAUGGGACAAUAUUAUGAUAACAUUAUAUUCUAGAUCUAUAACAUUAAAAUAUAAAAUAUAAUUAUUCAAUACACUAAUUCUUUAUAAUGAUUUGUUUUAAAGGACCGCUCUAGGCACCCAGACCACUUCAGCUUUAUGAAGUGGUCUGGGUGCCAGGUCCCUCUAGGAUUAACCCUUUUUUUAAUAAACAUAGCAGUUUCAGAGAAAGAGGCGUUUGCGUGCUUCUCACUGUGAAAAUCACAGUGAGAAGACGCAAGCGUCCAUAGGAAAGCAUUAUGAAUGCCUUCCUAUGAGACUGGCUGAAUGCGCGCGCAGCUCUUGCCGCGCAUGCGCAUUCAGCCGAAGAGGAGGAUCGGAGGCGGAGAGGAGAGCUCCCCGCCCAGCGCUGGAAAAAAGGUAAGUUUAACCCCUUUCCUUGCCAUCCAGCCCGGCGGGAGUAGGACCCUGAGGGUGGGGGCACCCUCAGGGCACUAUAGUGCAAGGAAAACGAGUAUGUUUUCCUGGCACUAUAGUGGUCCUUUAAUUUAUUUAUUUUUCACUGCAUGUUUGUAUAUAAUACGUUAUUCACUGUAUGAUUUUCACUUAAUUAUGUAAAGAAUAUAAACAAGAUAAUGAACAUAUGGAAAUAUGUUAAUGAGGUAAUUUAUGAAUUGAUAGAGUUAUGCCACUACAUAUUAACAAUAAGUUUACUAUUUGUAACUAUUCAUGAUGAACUUUGUACUUUAUAAGUUAUCCACUAUUGGGGUUGUCAUGUUAAAGCAGGAUUUAAAGCAGCCUGUUUGUAAUUUGUUUAAUAACAACAUUAGUGUCAAUUAUAUUGACAUUGAGUAUGUCACAUCAAAACAGGAUUUAAAUUAGCCUCUUUGUAAUUUAUUUAUUAACAAACAUUAGUAUUAUACAUCUAAUAGUACUUCAUAAUUUGUAUCUCUUUACGAGACACUGGGUAAAUAUUAACUUAAAAUCUUUUUGGUUUAGCCUAUGUAUUUAUUGCGGUUGCGCUGUGUUGCACAUGCGCAUUAUAUAUGUGUCUCUGUCUUUUUCUUUUUUUUUGAGGUGUGCCAUAUUGCGCAUGCGCGAUAUGGUGCGUGCGCAGUAUGUUUUUAUCUUGUUGCGCAUGCAUGUCAUUGCGCUAUGGUGAUUCGGCUGAGCCCGAUCAUGUGA
This is a messenger RNA of Pelobates cultripes (western spadefoot toad), 37361 nucleotides long. The record is from the annotation of a GenBank genome assembly. NCBI's taxonomy places the organism in Eukaryota, Metazoa, Chordata, Amphibia, Anura, Pelobatidae.